AUGAAGUCUGCUGAUGUAACAGCUGACAAUCAAGCUCAAGUCUUACAAAAAUUUACGAUUAAUGAUAAAACGACAAAAAGGGCAAAAUUCAAAGUUAAUAAUAAAGUGUACGUGAAUAAAGCUAAAAAUGCCUUUGAAAAAGGCUACACGCCAACCGAAAUAUUUACAGUUUAUAAAGCAUUAAAAACUCAUUCAGUUACUUAUUAUUUAAAAGAUUAUAAGGAUCAGCUGAUCUCUGAUGGAUUUUACGAACAAGAGCUUCUAAAAUCCAAGUAUCCAGACAUAUUUCUAGUGGAGAAAGUUAUGAAAAAACGUAUUAAUAUGCUUUAUGUUAAAUGGCUGGGAUUCGAUAAAUCACAUAACAGUUGGAUUGACAAGUCAGAUGUUUAA
This is a messenger RNA of Copidosoma floridanum, 390 nucleotides long. RefSeq lists its product as uncharacterized. NCBI's taxonomy places the organism in Eukaryota, Metazoa, Arthropoda, Insecta, Hymenoptera, Encyrtidae. The record is from RefSeq and is a predicted model, not a curated record.